Molecule: messenger RNA, 720 nt
Organism: Alternaria burnsii
Lineage: Eukaryota; Fungi; Ascomycota; Dothideomycetes; Pleosporales; Pleosporaceae
Product: zinc finger chy domain-containing protein
Exons: 1
Coding region: 1-720 (239 amino acids)
Biological process (GO): protein import into mitochondrial intermembrane space
Cellular component (GO): mitochondrial intermembrane space
Molecular function (GO): zinc ion binding
Source: RefSeq, a predicted model, not a curated record
AUGCCUCGCCGACAACCUCCCGGCCAUACGGUAAAGAAACACAUGGACACACCUCGUCGGGUACGGUUUUUUGAAGCUUUUGAGCGCAAGGGCGAGCGAACGGCGCGGGACAUCUUUAAAGACUUUAAUAUACACCCCAGCACCGGUUACAAGCUCCUCCACGAUCGUGAGCGUUACGGCGACCUUGCUGACCGCCGUGAGAAGUUCAGAAAGCAAAAACAACAGAUGCGCGGAACCCGGCAGGGCCCCAAGCCCAAGAGCUCCGGUGAACAGCCCAAGUCCAAAAGCUCUGGUGGACAACCCAAGCCCAGAAGCUCCGAUGAACAGCUCCACAUGCCCGAGACUACCGUGAUAUCCAAUACCCAAGAAGCUCCAAUCGUUCAUGGCAUCUCUGUGACCGUUCACGGCGUCUCUGUGACACCGCUGACGCAAUGCGCUCACUGGCACUCUCCGCUCGACAUCAUCGCCAUCAAGCACUUCUGCUGUCAAAAGUUCUACGCUUGCAUCAGCUGUCAUGACGCCUGCGAAACACACAUGUCUUUUGUCUGGCCUUUUGCGCGAAGAGACGAGAGUGCAAUACUAUGCGGACAGUGCAAGCACAUUCUGACUAUUUCCGAAUACAUGGAGAGCGGAAGCAAAUGUACGCAAUGUGCGAGCGCAUUCAAUCCAGGUUGCAAAAAUCACUGGGAACUAUACUUUGAGCUUAAGGGAAAGCCCUGA